UCGGAAACACCUGAUGUAGUGGUUGUGGCAUACGUGGUGUAAAUGUCAUUAAGGGCAUAGCUGUGGACAGAAACUUCAUCAGACUAAAAAAACAAUAAGGAAAGUGUGACGGAGUAGCAUAAAGUGACCGACCGUAAUAUCCUCCCCGCGUGAAAUAAAACCCGCUGCCAUGGAACUGGCCAAGAGCCACGAGCCCGCGAAGAAGAACACGAUGGACUUCGAGGAGAUCAACGACGUCCUCGGGCCCUUCGGGAAGUACCAGAAGUUUGUGUUUUUCCUCGCAUGUUGGGGUUCCUUCAUGCCGGCCAUGGUCGUGGUGUGCAUGACCUUUGUCGGCAAUAAUGUCGACCACAGGUGCUUCGUGCCCGGCUGCGACGACCCCAACGAGCCCGACUUCUCCGCCGACUACGUCAAUUACACCAUCCCCGACGGCGACGAGUGCUCCAUGUACCAGCGCUACGAGCCGGUCACGAACUCCUCCACGUGUGAUCUGAAUGACUUCAACCUGAACGUCAAGACCAACUGCAGCGAAAAGGUGUUCGACACGUCGCUCUUCACCUCCACGACCGUCACUGAGUUCGACCUGACUUGCGAAAAUGCUUGGCUUGGCCCUCUUGCCGGCUCCAUGUACAUGGUGGGCAUGCUGCUGGGUGCCAUCACCAUCGGGGACUUGGCUGACCGCUUCGGCCGCAAGAUGGGGAUCCUCGUGUCUGUGCUGCUUCUGGGCGGCGGCGGCGUCCUGAGCGCCGUCAGCCCCAACUACUACAUGUUCCUCGCCAUGAGACUUCUUACUGGUGCUGGCGGUGUCGGCCUCUUCCAGGUUACCUUCGUUUUAGCUGUUGAAUUCAUCGGUGCCAAAUACCGGACGUUUUGCGGAAUCAUGAUUGAAGUUCCUUUCGCUCUUGGCGAGGCCAUGACGGGAGUCUUGGCCAUCUUCAUCCGCGAAUGGCGCUGGCUGCAGGUGGCCGUGACAGCCCCGGCUUUCCUCCUGCUCUCCUACAUGUGGAUCAUGCCCGAGAGCGUCCGCUGGCUGGUGUCUCAGGGCAAGCGGGACGUGGCGGUCAAGAUCAUCAAGAAGGCGGCGGACGUGAACGGCGUGGAGGUCCCCAAGCACCUCCUCGAAGACAGCAACACUGAGGUACCAACUGUGGAUGGAAGUCUGUCGGUGGCAAGCAGCAAGGCAGAGUUAGUGAAGGAGGAUCCUGGUGAGCCGGAACCCAAGGUCACCAAGUCAGUGAUUGACCUUCUUAGGACUCCAAACAUGAGGAAGCGGUCGGUUAAUUUAUUUUAUUGCUGGGCGGUCUGCACACUAGUCUACUAUGGCCUCUCCUCUAACUCCGGAAACCUAGGAGGAAACAUCUUCGUCAAUUUCAUCGCCACCAUGCUGAUUGAAAUCCCAUCAUAUGUGUUCUCCUUUUUAGUUUUAGACAGAAUGGGCAGGAAGGGCACGCUCUCCUUUGUCCUUUUGCUCGGCGGCGUCGCUUGCUUCGUAUCCGGAUUUAUCCCAGAAGACUUUGGAGCUAUAAUUGUGACCCUGAGCCUGGUGGGUAAGUUCGGAAUUGCAGCAGCCUUUGCCAUUGUGUAUGUCUACUCUGCUGAGAUUUUCCCAACGGAAUACAGAAGUGUUGGCAUUGGUGCUUGCUCUAUGUGUGCUCGCAUUGGAGGAAUCAUUGCACCUUUUGUUGCGUCACUGGUAAGAUUUCCAUGCUGGCAUUUAAAAUGGAGAUAUGAGAAAGAUAAUGUAGAAGAAGUAGCGAUUUCAGAAAGUGAAGAACUAUUGGAAAUGAACAGCCCCUAA
Messenger RNA from Penaeus monodon (black tiger shrimp), 1798 nucleotides. RefSeq names its product organic cation transporter protein-like. NCBI's taxonomy places the organism in Eukaryota, Metazoa, Arthropoda, Malacostraca, Decapoda, Penaeidae. The transcript is spliced from 11 exons. Gene Ontology annotation, cellular component: membrane. The record is from RefSeq and is a predicted model, not a curated record. Gene Ontology annotation, molecular function: transmembrane transporter activity. Gene Ontology annotation, biological process: transmembrane transport. Bases 170 to 1798 code for a protein of 542 amino acids.